This is a messenger RNA of Oncorhynchus nerka (sockeye salmon), 2216 nucleotides long. Its product is annotated as dual specificity phosphatase 29-like. Gene Ontology annotation, cellular component: cytoplasm. The record is from RefSeq and is a predicted model, not a curated record. The transcript is spliced from 5 exons. Gene Ontology annotation, biological process: negative regulation of MAPK cascade; protein dephosphorylation. NCBI's taxonomy places the organism in Eukaryota, Metazoa, Chordata, Actinopteri, Salmoniformes, Salmonidae. Gene Ontology annotation, molecular function: MAP kinase phosphatase activity; protein tyrosine/serine/threonine phosphatase activity. Bases 259 to 849 code for a protein of 196 amino acids.
UUAAAUAGAAAGAAAAAGUUGCAUGGUAGAUGACACUACUAGUACCUACAGACAGUUGUGCCGCUAGCCUACAUGUACAAGAGCUCCUUUUUAAUAAGAUUUCCUGACAAGCAACACUACAAGAGCAAACCCCCGAAGCAAGAGGAACUGUAAUUCAUGAACCCUGCAAGAGGAGGGAGACUAGAGGUAAGUAGAGCAGACUGAGUGGGAGUUCUACCAGCAACAGGAGUUUCAGACCACCACCAUCACCACCCAGACAUGCUCCCGGGCAUGGACAGCAUCAGCAGUUGUUUGGGGGGUUCGGAGGGGGCAGAGAGCAGGUACGAGACUCCCCCAGCCUCAGAGCUCCAGAGGCUGAUGUGGACCAAACCAGGGACCAGUGACCAUAUGGAUGAGGUCCAGCCCAGGAUCUACAUAGGAGACAUGUAUGCAGCCAAAGACAAGAGGACACUCCGGACUCAUCACAUCACCCACGUCUUGAACGCAGCGGAUGGGAAGUUUAAUGUGAACACAGGUGCCAGCUACUACAGGGACACAAAAAUAUCCUACCAUGGAGUGGAGGCAUUCGACAUGCCCUCAUUUGACCUCAGUACAUUCUUCUACUCUGCGGCCAAAUUUAUCAAGACCGCCCUGAGCUCACCCACCAGUAGUGUGUUGGUCCACUGCGCGAUGGGUCUGAGUCGCUCGUCCUCUCUGGUCCUGGCCUAUCUGAUGAUCGAUAAGAACCUGACCCUGGUGGAUGCCAUCAAGGCUGUGGCUGCAAACAGAAACAUCUGUCCCAACGCUGGAUUCCUGGAGCAGCUCCGAGACCUGGACAAACAACUCCACUACCAGGCUAGACGACAAUGAAAACACGUUUUUGAUGAGACAUAGAUCGAUAGUCUAAUAGUAUAGGGGACAACUGUGCAGUCACUAUACUCAUACUGUAGAUGGUUUUAUUAUUUUGUGUAAAGAUGUCAGAAAUAAAUCCAUUGCUAAUGUGAUCAACACAUUCAACUUUUCUCAUAAAAAAUUGUUGUCUAACAACAAUUACAAGCCACCGGGGUCUGACAACCUGGAUGGAAAAUUACUGAGGAUAAUAGUGUACGAUAAUGCCACAUCUUCAAUUUAAGUCUAUUAGAAAGUGUUUGUCCUCAGGCCUGGAGGGAAGCUAAAGUCAUUCCGCUACCCAAGAAUAGGAAUGCCCCCUUUACUGGCUCAAAUAGCCGACCAAUCAGUCUGUUAACAACCCUGAGUAAACCUCUGUAAAAAAAUGGUGUUUGACCAGAUACAAUGCCCUUUCACAAUAAACAAAUUCACAACAGACUUCCAGCACACAUAUAGGAAAGAACACUCAACAAGCAUGGAACUUACACAAAUGACUGAUGAUUGGCUGAGAGAAAUUUAUAAAAUUAUUGUGGGGGUUGUCUUGUUAGACUUCAGUGCAGCUUUUGACAUUAUUGAUCAUAGUCUGCUGCUGGAAACACCUGUGGGUUAUUGCUUUACACCCUCUGCUAUAUUGUGGAUAAAGAGUUACUUGUCUAACAGAACACAGAGGGAGUACUUUAAUAAAAGCCUCUCAAACAUAAUCCAGGCAGAAGCAGGAAUUCCCCAGGGUAACUGUUUAGGCUCCUUGCUUUUUUCAAUCUUUACUAACAACAAGCCACUGGCUUUGAGUAAGUAAGUCUAUGUAUGCGGAUGACUCAACACUAUACACACACACGUCAGCUACUGAAAUGCAACUGAAAUGACUACAACACUUAAAGAGCUGCAGUUAGUUUCAAAAUGGGUAGCAAGUUAGUACUAAAUAUUUCCAAAACUAAAAGCAUUGUAUUUAGGACAAAUCAUUCACUAAACCCAAAACCUCAACUACAUCUCGUCAUGAAUAAUGUGUAAAUUGAGAAAGUUGAGGUAACUAAACUGCUUGGAGUAACCCUGGAUUUUAAACUGUCAUGGUCAAAAAAAUACACCUUGGAACAGCGGGGACUGUGAAGUAACACACAUAGGCACAGACACAUGAUAAAAUACUCACUCACUAUACAUACACUUAAACAUGGAUUUUGCGUUGUAGAUAUGUGGUAGUGGACUAUGGGCCUGAAAGCACACACUUAAUAUGUUGAGAAUUCUGUAAUGACUGUAUUGUAAUGUUUUUAAAAUUGUAUAACUACCUUAAUUCUGACGGAGCCCAGGAAAAGUAGCUGCUGCCUUGGCAGCAACAAUAAAUACAAAUACAAAGA